Pimephales promelas (fathead minnow) is the source of this 757-nucleotide messenger RNA. Lineage: Eukaryota; Metazoa; Chordata; Actinopteri; Cypriniformes; Leuciscidae. The record is from RefSeq and is a predicted model, not a curated record.
AUGCAUAAUGAACAUAUAUAUAUGGAACUGGGACAGAAACUGUCAAAAUAUUGUCCAAAAGAGUGGAAACGGGAAGCCAGCAAGGGAAUUGACCAGUUUGGACCUCCAAUGAUUGUUCACUUCAGAGCACAGUAUUAUGUUGAAAAUGGAAGACUUAUCAGCGAUCGCAUGGCACGGUAUUAUUACUACUGGCAAUUGCGGAAGCAGGUACUGCAGUCUCAGUGCAUCCAGAGAGAAGAGGCUUAUUUCCUUCUGGCUGCAUUUGCGCUGCAGGCUGACCUGGGAAACUUCAAACGGAACAAACACUUUGGUGCCUAUUUUCAGCCAGAAGCUUAUUUCCCCUCCUGGGUAAGUCUGCACAGCACCCCAUUAAACUACUUCCUGAUGAAUCAUUAUGCUGAUCAAGCUUGUUAAACGUGUGUUUGCGCCGACCGCCCUCUGUGUGUGGUUUAUGGGCUGCACUGUGUUGUCCCUAAAUAUUCAGCAACAUUGAAUAGAGCUUUUUGUAAAGACGACAACAAAAACAACAACAAAAAAUGUUUUAUUUAUCAGUGCAUGUAGGGGAUUGAUGUUAAAAAUAGUUGAACGCUUUUAGACAGAAUCUUUGGUGCGUUAGCUUCAGGCUUGCUGAGCUGUGCUAUUAUCUGGACACACAUGGUGUGAGGCGCUCCUUCUCUGCAGGAUGGUGCAGUCAGAGAUAGGCUGUGCAGAUCACAGAGACUGCUGACAGCACUGCUGAGGAUAUUCAUUCGUGUUC